This is a messenger RNA of Cucumis sativus (cucumber), 707 nucleotides long. Its product is annotated as heavy metal-associated isoprenylated plant protein 22. The coding region runs from base 151 to 600 and encodes 149 amino acids. NCBI's taxonomy places the organism in Eukaryota, Viridiplantae, Streptophyta, Magnoliopsida, Cucurbitales, Cucurbitaceae. The transcript has 3 exons. The record is from RefSeq and is a predicted model, not a curated record. Gene Ontology annotation, molecular function: metal ion binding.
UCCUAUAAACUUUGCAUUUGUGACCAUUUCCUCAAAACACUUCUCUCUCUAAAUCUCUCUCUAAAUCUCUCUCUCUCUCUGCCUUAUAAAUUUAGAACUUCGUUUUAAGUUUGGAAAAGAAAAAAGAACAGAGAAGAAUAGAGAAAGGAAAUGGGAAUUUUUGACUCUGUUUCUGAUUUAAUCUCUGAUUAUGUGGCCACUUCAAGGCAAAGGAAAAAAAAACCAUUGCAGACCGUGGAGAUCAAAGUUAAAAUGGACUGUGACGGAUGCGAACGACGAGUAAAGAAUGCCGUCACCAAAAUGAAAGGUGCUAAGACGGUGGAAGUAAACAGAAAGCAAAGCAAAGUAACGGUGACGGGAUUCGUGGAGGCGAACAGAGUAUUAAAGAAAGUGAGAAGAACGGGAAAAAGGGCGGAGUUAUGGCCCUACGUUCCGUACAACGUGGUGGCCUAUCCGUACGUGACGCAGGCUUACGACAAAAGAGCGCCGGCCGGCUUCGUCAAAAACGCCGUUCAAGCAAUCCCAAGCCCUAAUGCCGUCGACGAGAAGCUCACCACUAUGUUUAGCGAUGACAAUCCUAACGGCUGCUCCGUUAUGUAAUUUUCAACAAUUUUCUAUGUUUCGUUUUUUUCUUUCUUUCUUUCUUUGUUUUUGUUAAAUUAUAAAAUAUACAAAAUCGAAGUUUCCCAUUUUUACUUCCGAAAGUA